Molecule: messenger RNA, 3164 nt
Organism: Myodes glareolus (Bank vole)
Lineage: Eukaryota; Metazoa; Chordata; Mammalia; Rodentia; Cricetidae
Source: RefSeq, a predicted model, not a curated record
GUUCCCUUCCAUGCCAGAUUUGCUGAGCACAGCUCAGCAAGAUGAAGUACUGCCUUGGGUCCCCCACACAGCAGCCUGUGGGGUUUCUACUGUGAAGGCUGGGAAACCGCAACCAGAGAAGAAAACCCCAAUACUGCCCAGCAGAGAAAGCAAAGGAGCUGGAACACUGUACCUUCCCCUAGGGCCUCCGAGCCCUGCCUCCUGCUCAGUACUUUGCCGUUUGCUCUGGAGGGAACACGGCGGACGAUGAGGAGAAAAUAAUGAAUAUCAAGGGAAAAGUAGUCCUGUCGAUGCUGGUUGUCUCGACUGUGUUUGUCGUGUUUUGGGAGUAUGUCAACAGCCCAGAAGGCUCCUUCUUGUGGAUAAACCACACAAAAACUCCAGAGCUUGGUGACAGCAGCAGGUCGAGGGACUGGUGGCUUCCAAACUGGUUUAACAAUAGGACCCGCAGUUAUCCAGAAGAAGCCCUAGAAAGAGGAAGAGAAAAGGAACGAAAUGAAGACAGCACUGAAGAGCUUCCGCUGUGGGACUGGUUUAGCCCAAAGAACCGCCCGGAGGUUUUGACGCUGACCCCAUGGAAGGCGCCAAUUGUGUGGGAAGGCACUUACAACAGAGCUCGGCUGGAAAAGUAUUACGCCAGACAGAAAAUCACCGUGGGGCUGACGGUUUUUGCCGUGGGAAAGUACAUUGAGCAUUACUUGGAAGACUUCCUGGACUCUGCUAACAGGUACUUCAUGGUUGGCCACAGGGUCAUCUUCUACGUCAUGGUGGACGAUGCCUCCAGAAUGCCCUCCAUCCACCUGAGUCCUCUGCACUCGUUGCAAGUGUUUGAGAUCAAGUCUGAGAAGAGGUGGCAGGACAUCAGCAUGAUGCGCAUGAAGACCAUCGGGGACCACAUCCUGGCCCACAUACAGCACGAGGUCGACUUCCUCUUCUGCAUGGAUGUGGAUCAGGUCUUCCAAGACAGUUUUGGUGUGGAGACUCUGGGCCAGCUGGUAGCUCAGCUGCAGGCCUGGUGGUACAAGGCUGAUCGUGACGAGUUCACCUAUGAGAGGCGGGAACUGUCGGCGGCAUACAUCCCAUUUGGACAGGGAGAUUUUUAUUACCACGCAGCCAUUUUUGGAGGAACACCCAUCCAUAUUCUCAACCUCACCCGGGAGUGCUUUGAGGGAAUCCUCCAGGACAAGAAAAAUGACAUAGAAGCACAGUGGCAUGACGAGAGCCACCUCAACAAGUAUUUCCUGUCCAACAAACCCACGAAAGUCCUCUCCCCAGAGUACUGCUGGGACUAUCAGAUAGGCUUGCCUUCGGAAAUUAGAAAUGUUAAGAUAGCAUGGCAGACUAAAGAGUAUAAUUUGGUUAGAAGUAAUGUCUGACUUCAAAUUGUGCCAGUAGAUUUCUAAAUUUGACAGAGAAUUAUUCUGGCUAACUCCUCAAGAAAGUAAUAAUGGUUAAUGUUAACUUAAAAACCAAAAUCAAAACCCACCAACAUGGCAAACACGCGCUAUUUCUCCAUGUAACUUUGAGCCUUGUAAUAUGUGAGAUAGAGGCUCUGGUAAGUAAUCAAGUGUAAAUUCACAGUGAUUUCUUAUAUAUUCUGGGCGUGGGGAAGUGCUGAAAUCAAAAUUAAUGUGCCAUAGGUCAAGAAAAAGCCAGAAUGUUCUACCCAGUAUGUUAGGCUGCUUACUGGAAAAUAGGGUGCUAAGAGAAAUGCUGGAUCAGAGUGGGGUGCACUGUGCCCUCGGUUCACUGUCUUCCUGGUUGUGGGGAUGCUAGAGAGAUGUCACAGCACAAGGCCGUAAGAGGACGCCAGCCAGCAUGGUCCUCAAAGGCUCCACAGCUGGUGGCUUCAGGCCACCGGUGGUCCAGGCCCCACUAAGCUAUUGUUUGGCUUCUGUGCACAAAGAAGGUCGAGAGCCCCGAUGGGUACCAUGGUGGCACGUGCUCAGAGUCCCAGUAAUGUGGGGCUGACCACUCAGAGACUGUGCUACGCUGGAGGGACGUGACACGGCCUUGUGCCUGAACUAAGUUGCAGCUGCAGGCAGUGUUCGUAACAAUGGCUACUAGCAGGAAUUGAAAGGAAGGUGCGUUUUGUUUUGCCCAAGCCAUAUUCAGUGUUGAACACUGGUGAGGGGAGGGGGUGGCUUUAGGGAGAGAGAAUGCUUUUCCACCGGUGGUUCUACCACCUGCUCUGAACCUCAAGGUUCUCCGCCUGGAGAAUUGACAGGAAGAGAAAGCCCGGGGUCACGUGACCUCGUUUUCCCCUGCUCCGUCUACACUAUGCAAGUGCAGCGGCCGUCUGUACUGACUUUAUAACAGCCAGAGACCCAGUCACUGUAACUGAGCUCCUCCUCUGAGAGACGCUUAAGAUCUAUAUCAGUGGCUCUCAAACUUCCGCUGUGACCCUUACAGUGGGCACACAUCAGAUGUCUUACAUAUCAGAUAUUUACAUCAUCAUUCAUAACAGUAGCAAAAUUAUAGUUAUGAAGAAGCACCAAAUCAUUUCUUGGUUGGGGUCAGCGCAGCAUGUUAUGGCACUGGGGAGGCUGAGACCACCGCUGCAUGUGGUGACUUAAGCCGGUCAGUGUGAAGGGCUGUCGGGCUGGAUUUCCAUAUCUGCAUAUUUAUAUUUCCAUAUAUGCAUAUAUUUAUAUUUUGCUGUCUUCCAGUUGUCAUCUGUUUCCAUUUUCAAGCAGUUUAUUUAAAAAGCCAUUGCACUGGUUGACGUACAGUGUGAAGGGCUUCAAUGAAAAAGCAUCUUCCAUUUUGUCUACUUUGCACCACCUCUUGUUCUUCAGUUGUUAAAGGAAAAAGUCACAUGCUCAGCAGCAAGAAAACCCCACAAAAUUCCCGACUUGGUGGGCAUCGCGAAAGGAAGUGGUGAGCACACAUCGGCCCCGGAUUCCGCCUCCCUGUCGCUGAGGCUGUGCUGCGCCAGGCUCAAGUGGGAGAGUUGAAUGUCUUAAGUCCUGAACCAAAGAAACGAUCAAUUCUGAAAGUGUGGGGAAAAGCUGAAGAAGUUUUGAGGGAAUUUCUUGAUUUUUAAAAGUUUAUCUAAAUUUAAAUCCUUAAUGAGUAAAUUUAGAAUGUUAUUAAAGAUAAUGUUUAAACAUUUUUUUAAACAAAAAUUCUGAUUUACAAUUGAAUAAAUUAUUUUCUCAGUA